This is a messenger RNA of Phragmites australis (common reed), 1632 nucleotides long. RefSeq names its product RGG repeats nuclear RNA binding protein A-like. Lineage: Eukaryota; Viridiplantae; Streptophyta; Magnoliopsida; Poales; Poaceae. Gene Ontology annotation, cellular component: nucleus; cytoplasm. Gene Ontology annotation, molecular function: RNA binding. Bases 281 to 1384 code for a protein of 367 amino acids. The transcript has 6 exons. The record is from RefSeq and is a predicted model, not a curated record.
UCUUUAGAUGCUAGAUGAGAGUGUGUUAGAAAAAUUUUAGAACGCUGUUAUUUAACUCAGAAUGUGAGGAUGAUAAUAAGUUUAAUGAUUCUAUCUAUUUAUUCUUCCACCAAACGCUACCAAUUGGCGGCUAGGGUUUUGCGGUGUCUCACUCUGACCAAACCCUAGAGCUCUCGGACCCAUCCAUGGCGAUCUCGUCUCGGGCAGUCGCGUGCUAGGUUUGUUAUCGGGGUUUGGGGAUUGGAGCGCUAGUGUUUUCACCCGUGUCGUGCGCGCGGAAAUGGCCUCGAGGAACCAGUUCGAUCUGCUCGGCGACGUCGACAACGACGACCCGUCCCAACUCAUCGCCGCCGCUGAGAAGAAGGCGCCCGCGUCGCCUAAGCCGGCGGCGCCCGCGUCGGCCAAGCUGCCCACCAAGCCUCCGCCGCCCGCGCAAGCUGUGAGGGAGGCAAGGAACUACGGUGCUCCACCUCGCGAUGGAGCUGGACGCGGUGGUCCAGGACGUGGAAGAGGCGGGCGUGGAGGCCGGACUGCUCCAAGGCGAGAUUUUGGCGACGCUGAUGCCAACAGUUUUGAGGGGGGAUAUGGUGGUGGCUUUGGAGACAGUGGGGUGGCUCGUGGUGAAAAUGGCGAGGGCAGGCAGGCAGAGAGGGGCCGUGGCCCACGCCAGCCUUACCGUGGAGGUGGCCACCGUGGUGGCUAUACUGAUGGGCAGGAUGGGGGUGACUUUGGACGUCCACGCAGGGCAUAUGAGCGCCACAGCGGCAAUGGCCGUGGCUAUGAAAUGAAGCGUGAGGGGGCUGGGCGUGGCAAUUGGGGAACUGUGACUGAUGAAGGCAUUGCACAGGACACUGUGGAUGCUGUUAACAUUGAGGAGGUUGCUGCUGUGGUGAAGGAUGAGAAGAAGCCUGAAGAUGCACCACAGUCUGAGGUUGGGAAGGACAAUGAAGGUGCGGAGAAUGAAGAGGAAGAAAAGGAACCUGAGGAUAAGGAGUUGACUUUGGAGGAGUAUGAGAAAGUACUGGAGGAGAAACGGAAAGCAUUACUUGCACUCAAGGCUGAAGAGAGAAAAGUUGAAAUCGAUAAGGAGCUGCAGUCCAUGCAACAACUGUCUGUUAAAAGGGAUGCUGAUGAAGCGUUUAUCAAGCUGGGCUCUGACAAGGACUUGAAAAAGAAAGAAAAUGCUGAAAGAGAUGAGCGUGCCAAGAAGUCCCUUAGCAUCAACGAAUUCUUGAAGCCAGCUGAAGGUGAGAGGUAUUAUAGCCCUGGUGGCCGCGGGCGUGGAGAGCGCGGGGGAUUCCGCGGUGGUUACAACUGUGGCUAUCCGGGACCAGCUCCAAUGAUCCAAGACCCGUCUCAGUUCCCUACACUAAGUGGGAAAUGAAGGAACCCAUGCUCUGCCCUGGUCUCAGUUAUCUGCUCAAGAUGUUGUUGAGUCUUCUCAUCUCCGCGUCAGUACUGUGCUGCUGCUGCUGCUUUGAUCUGUCACUAUCUUUUUUAACCCCUAACCUUGCGCUUUUUACUCUAAAGAGUCCUGCGUGAUGGAUUGCGUCUGUAUCGUGUUGCAAACUCAAAGCAACGCCAGCGUCUGUAUCAAGUUGUCAAGCAAUGAGAUUCAUUCCACAUCAACAA